AUGUCCAUCGAAAAAUUGAAUAAUCUUGAUAAUUUUAUAUUAAAGACUGAAAGUAAAAAUCUAACUUGGACCGUGGCACUCAUGUGGACUUUUGAGAAAUCAAUCGACGUGAAUUCAUUAACGGAUCUAUUUCAAAAUCUAGUGGAAGAGUUUCCUCGGUUUAAAAGCCGACCAGUUGGAGAUCAUUUUUGGUGGACGCAUUCCUGGGAAAAAAUUAAAGAUUUUAAUGUUUCUGAUUGUAUAGAGGCAUAUACACUUCCAUUACCGGGAUCAAAAGAUGAAUUAGAAGCUUACUUUGGAAAGGUAAUUGAGGAACGGUUUGAUCUGUCUCGCGCAUUAUGGCGUUGUUAUGUCGUAUAUGGAUUGGAUGGUGGCCAAGGAUCAGCUGUUAUCAUCAAAGCUCAUCAUUGUAUUACAGAUGGAGAAGGCUUUAUGCGUGCUGCUUUGUUAGCAUCCUUAGGAUGGGAGAAACUGGAACAAGCAUUUAAAAUUAUGCGUGAUCGUCUUAAUACACCCAAACCAAAACCAAGUGAACUGCCAAUCCUCCGUCUCUCUUUUAUCCGACCACAUGUUAACCGAAUACCAUCAGGCCUGAUUGAUACAUACCUUUUUUUAUUGCAGAUAUUUUCUAUAUUCACUUGGAUUAUUGCUGGCUUUGUUAAUUCACUGAAAUUGACUGCAUUGCUACUUUUUACGAGUCGCAAGAACUUUAGAUGUGAUCUUAAUACACAUCAAGAGAGUUCAACCAGGACUAAAAGAAUAAGUUGGUCGGAUGAAAUCAGCAUAGAUGAUAUCCGAAUACCUCGCAAGGCGUUCAAUGCCUCUUUGAAUGAUGUGAUGGUAGCCACUGUAAUCCGAGCUAUUCGUAAAUACCUCGUUGAAAUCAAUCGCAUCAAAGAUAAUGACAUCGUAUUAUUCAUACCGCUUUCAAUGCGCAAGGUCAACGAUUUCCGAUGUGAAAAUAUAGUUUCGGGAGCAUUCACACCAUUCCCAUUUGUCGAUUUAACUACGAAGCAGCUUAUUAAAGCGGUACACAAAAAAAUGAGUCUUGUAAAGUGCAGUAUUUUUCCUGUACUAAUUCAUGCUAUUGGUGAGAAAUUAAUCGUGCCGGGUUUGACCAGUAAAACUUUUAAUGAUUGGUUGACGAGUUGGGGACAUGGUGUUUUAACUAAUGUUCCGGGGCCUGCAAUACCAAUCACCGUCGCUGGACAAACUGUUCAACGAUUUUUUGCGCUGCCGCCUCAAAAUACGUAUGGAAGUCUCGGGAUGGGUAUACUCAGUUAUAACAACAAACUGAGUUUUUGCGUGUUAACAGAUGAUUUGAUCGAGUAUCCACUCUUGGCAAGACGAGUAAGCAAGUUAUUUAAUGAGGAAUUCAACAGGAUCGUGGCUGAUGCUAAAAUUGAACUUGAGCGAAUUGAGAAGGGUAUUAUCGAUGAAGAUGAAGACAAGGAUGAUAAAAUAGAAUUAUUAAAAAUUGCAGGAAUUUUAGUCUUAGCCUUUG
This is a messenger RNA of Ambispora leptoticha, 1504 nucleotides long. Lineage: Eukaryota; Fungi; Glomeromycota; Glomeromycetes; Archaeosporales; Ambisporaceae. The record is from the annotation of a GenBank genome assembly.